GUACUGUGUGCCAUCAACAAUCGGCCAAUAAUCGAAUCUUCUCCGUCGUAAAAGUCAGACGUAACACUUAUCAUGGGCAGCACAGAUGUCAAUGCUCCGCUGAUACCUAUUAAUUGUAUUAUCGAACCAUCAACCCUACGUCCAGGGUCUCUUGUAUCAGCUAAAGCGACCGGUCUCGUUACCGCUGUAGAUUAAGGCCACGAGGUACAGUCGAACGUACAAAUCACAGUCUUUGCUGCAUUAUUGCAGCGUCACGAUGGCGAUGAAGAAAGUCAUGCUCUUGGGUGCAGACGGCACACUUGGACCGUCCAUGCUCAACGCUCUACUAGCCCACGACUUCGACGUUACAGUGUUGAAACGUGAAGGAUCCAGGUCUCUAGACAACUACCCACCCAAUGUCAAGGUAGCAAGAGUACACGACGACAUGCCCAUCCACUCUCUCACGACUGCGCUCAAAGGCCAAGACGCUCUAAUCGCCACCAUUAAGGGCAGCCAAACAGAGGUCCAGAAACGUCUCGCAGACGCCUGCGUUGCAUCAGGAGUCCACCGUUUCAUCCCAGCCGACUUCGGGUCAUGCGACUCCUCAAGUCCGCUAACGCAGGAGCUGGUGCCACUGUACAAGCACAAGGCCGAAUUACGAGAGUACCUCACUCAACUUGCCACCUCUCACGAAUCCUUCAGCUGGACAAGUCUAGUCUGCGGCCACUUCUUCGACUGGGAUCCCGCCUUCAUCCACCUUUGGCCUCAAGAACACCGUGCCGACAUCUUGGACGACGGAGAGAAGAAGUUCUCGAUCAGCACGCUCUCUCGUGUUGGCGAAGCUACGGCGCGGAUCCUGCAGCAUGCCGACGAGACGGCGAACCAGAUGUUGUACGUGCAGAGCUUUUGUGUGACGCAGAAUGAGAUUAUUAGUGCGUUCGAGAAGGCGACGAAUAGCAAGUGGCAUAUUUCGAGCUUGGAGGCGGAGAAAUAUAAGGUUGAGCAGAAGGCUAAAGCUGAUGCGGGCGACAAGGAUGCUGUCGAGCACUUGGUGUGGUACCUUGGUACUGUUGAUGCCGACUGGACUCGUAACGAAGGCUUCGCGAUGCAGAUGCUUGGUCUGCAGGACGAAGACCUGCAUGAAGUGGUGUCGAAGAUGGUCAAGCAGUCAUCAUAAUUCGACAUGACAGUGCAACUAAAUCUGGCGACCAAGCCCAGCGUCACAUAGCCUUGACAGGCGGCAAAUGGACGUCAGAGUGGCGUACGCCGCUGAGAGCCUAUUCGAGCGGUCCAGAAUAUUGGACCUCCUCACAGGGGCCGAUGUGUUAAGCAUAACUACCUAUCUUCACUAUAUGCCUGGAGACGCAAUAUAUCGGAGUAGGACAAUAGGCAGCAAAGGCUACUGCCGAUGGCAUCAUCUACCAGCUUCGAUAC
Baudoinia panamericana UAMH 10762 is the source of this 1413-nucleotide messenger RNA. RefSeq lists its product as uncharacterized. Gene Ontology annotation, molecular function: oxidoreductase activity. The record is from RefSeq and is a predicted model, not a curated record. Bases 257 to 1156 code for a protein of 299 amino acids. The transcript has a single exon. Lineage: Eukaryota; Fungi; Ascomycota; Dothideomycetes; Mycosphaerellales; Teratosphaeriaceae.